AGAAGAAGUUAGAAAAACAAGAGAGGAAAGAUUAAUAAGCAGCUCACCACAAAAGACUCCUGUAUUACCUUUGCAGGAAGAACCAACAAUAACUGAAGUACAAGAGGAACUUCCAAAAGAAAACAUUCCUGUUCCAAACUUGGAAGAAAACCCCAAGGAAAAUGCUGAAAACCUAGCUAAUCUUGAUACAAUGAUGAUACAUUCAGAAGAGGUAACUAAGAAGAACGAUGAAACUGAUGACAAGCUAAAAUCUCUCUACAUUCAAGAAGAGUAUCUUUUCAAGAUCACAAACGUCUAUGCUCCACUGAACAUGAAAGACAGAACAGCUUUCUUUGAAAAUUGGAUUUCUCCUUUUGACGAAGACAAGAUAAACAUUAUUGCAGGAGAUUUUAAUACAAAUCUAGACCCAACUAUAAACAGAAUAAGCCAAGCCAAUGGACAAAAUAACCCAUCAAG
Messenger RNA from Dentiscutata erythropus, 456 nucleotides. NCBI's taxonomy places the organism in Eukaryota, Fungi, Glomeromycota, Glomeromycetes, Diversisporales, Gigasporaceae. The record is from the annotation of a GenBank genome assembly.